Messenger RNA from Protopolystoma xenopodis, 540 nucleotides. The record is from the annotation of a GenBank genome assembly. Lineage: Eukaryota; Metazoa; Platyhelminthes; Monogenea; Polystomatidea; Polystomatidae.
AUGGGAAACGUCGACUCACAUGAUUGUGAUCGAAAAAUCAUAUCCAAUGCUCCUCAGAUCAAGAGCGUCGCGGGUUGCUGCAACAUGGCGAUGCAGCAUCGCUCUUCUUCUCAAGCUUGGAUUGUUUGCCCUGUUGCCGACAGGUCCACUUCACAUGACGUGCCGUCCGUCUUUGAGACUCUUAGGCCUCUGCGUCUGUUCUUCUACCGUUUGACUGUCCACCCAACUUCUCAUUUGCUCGACUUUCUCGACUCGUUCGCUUGUCGUUUCAUCUUCUUCUUUCGCCUUCUACUAGCCGCCUCUCCUCUGGGCAUUCGUUUCUGUUUUGGGCUCGUGCUUCGCUCGUCCAUUUUACUUCCCAUUUUUGGCAUACUUCUCUGCCCCAAAUGCCCGAUUGCGCGCAGUGCCAUUUGCUUGAGCUCGCCUGGCAUGACGACUAGGCUGGGCGGCGAUUUUCCAACUGGCCAGUCUUCUAUUUGCCCAGUUGCUAUGCCAACUGUAUCAAAGUGGACUCAAGAAGGGGACAAUCUUGGAGUGUAG